UACCGCUGAGAAGAGCAGAGCGCGGCUGUUGGAAUCUGGUGAGGCAGAGCCGCGAUGUUCCGUAUCGAAGGCCUCGCGCCGAAGCUGGACCCCGAGGAGAUGAAACGGAAGAUGCGCGAGGAUGUGAUCUCCUCCAUACGGAAUUUCCUUAUCUAUGUGGCCCUGCUGCGAGUCACUCCUUUUAUCUUAAAGAAAUUGGACAGCAUAUAAAGAUUGAACAUCAAAUGUGAAUGCAUGAUAUGAAGAACCUGGUUUCUACUCUGCAUAAUCUGCAAAUGAAUAGGCCCAGAAAGAUGUAAGAGACUCUUUGAAUGGACAUAAAACUUCUACUUGUUUAAGAGCAAGUUUGGUUGUGAAAACUGACCUUCAUAGCUAAAAUAGAAAACUAUUUGGGAAGUAUGAAAAGACAUUUUUUUAUGCCUGUGAUAUUCAGCUUCCAUGAAUGUUGGUGUAAUUGUAAAUAAUGUCAAACUCCAUUUUCUGGCAAGUAUUAAUUAUAUAAGGGAAUUACGUCUGUAGUGGCCCUGUCUUGUCAGUCAUUUCUGUUGACCUUUUUACUUUUGCCUGGAUUAUCUUUGUUGAAAAGAUCCUUAUGAUUAGUUAUGUUUUAUGGAAGCCAGCACACAACCACAAUGUUUAA
This is a messenger RNA of Molossus molossus (Pallas's mastiff bat), 640 nucleotides long. RefSeq names its product translocase of outer mitochondrial membrane 5 (gene TOMM5). Bases 55 to 210 code for a protein of 51 amino acids. The transcript is spliced from 2 exons. The record is from RefSeq and is a predicted model, not a curated record. Gene Ontology annotation, cellular component: mitochondrial outer membrane translocase complex. NCBI's taxonomy places the organism in Eukaryota, Metazoa, Chordata, Mammalia, Chiroptera, Molossidae.